GUGCGUGCGCGCUCUCGCGAGCUGCCCGUUUCAAUGUAAACAAGAGGCGUCGGGCGAAACGCACGCGAGGAAGGGAGGGGGAAAAGGAAAGAAAAAAACCCUCCGACCAUUAACUCCUUGACUUCGGGGUGGUAGUUGGCAUUUCUUUCAUCCCCUCUACACCUCUUUUGAUACGCCGUCCGGCCUUUCGAAAGCAGCAGUGGUGCGUGUUUUCGUCUUGGCGCUAUUUGUGCGACGGGGGGCGGGGAAGGAACGGCGCGGGGCCUAGGCCUCAGGCUCCGGUCUGCUCUUCACUCUGUUCCUGCUCUAAGCGAGCGAGGGGGAGGGAGGUUUUUUUUAAAAAAAGUAAACUCGCCGUCAACCUGCGGCCCAGCCCUUUGCAUCGCUGCUGCUGAUUCAGGCUAGCCUCCACCAUCUACACACACACAUACACACCCUCCACCAUCACCACCUGCUUGACGAGAGGAGACGAAAGGAAAACUAGUCAGUGUUUCGGGAGGUUGCAUAGAAAAUGGAACUGAAAGAGAGAGAGAUCAGGGACUUCGAGAAACUAAAAUGAGCGAAUUUCCAGUUGUUCAUUCAACUGUUUAAAGACAGCAUUUACUCCUAGGCGUUUGCUCCAGCCAUGGAAUCGGAGAGCAAAGGUGGUGAGGAUGAGGAGAGCCUGCAGAUGGCGUUCAAAAAACUUAAAGUGGACUCUGAGCAUGCCGGACCUGCAUCAGUCCGUGUAAAUCCUGAAACAACAACUUCAAGGACAUCUGUACGAGGCAGUCCUGAUGGAGCUAAACCUAGGACAACAUGUACUUCCAAAGAAAGCUGGCAUGGUUCAACUAGAAAGCCAGCUCGAGGGGCUAUCCGAACACAGCGAAGACGACGUUCCAAAUCACCAAUUCUUCAUCCUCCUAAAUUCACCUAUUGUAGUUCUGCAGCUCCUGCAGCCAGUUGUCAGGUUAAACAUAGCAACAAAACAGAGGCCUACCAGGGCCUUGCUGGCAAAACUCCAAAAGAGUGCUGCAAAGCCGGACAGCCUGAAGAUGUGUUCGGUGCUAAAGUUCCCACUGUCUUCACCUUAGAAUCAUCAGAAGACACUGCUGGUAAUGAUGCUGAAUCUGGCAGCAGCUCCCCUCUUGAUUUUCCAAAACUGGCAUCAGCAACAGCCCUGGAGUUGAGCCAGCCAACCUCUGAUUUCCAAUCCCUGUCAAAGCUUCACCAGACAAACCCAUGCUGCUGCUCACAAAAGGAGAAAUGCUGUUGCAAACGAUGGCAAGAUGUUCAGGUAUACUCCUUCACUGGGCUUCGCAGUGUCAUAUCGGAAUGUGAGAGAGGCGUGGCUGAGGUCCGCCAGCGCACGUCACCUUGCAGAAGAACUCAGACAGGCUCUGGGGUCUCGGGUUCCCCGCGUUCCUGCUCUGAGGAGGCCAGGACAUUUGUUGAAGACAUCACAAUUGAAGAUCUUUCGGGGUAUAUGGAAUAUUACCUGUACAUUCCAAAGAAAAUGUCUCAUAUGGCUGAAAUGAUGUACACCUAAGAACGAUCCUCGAUGGCCAAUUUAUUUACAAACUAAUGUGACUGGAAUGAAAACAAAUCCCCAAGGAAUACUGGCUUAAAGAAAUUAUGCAAGACCUAAUUUUGAUUUGUUUUUUUUUAAAUCGCACCCGCUCCCCUCCCACCAUUUGUGUUGGCCCUUGAUGUAGUUUGGAGGCUUUGUGUAAGUCGCAAGUAAAAACAUGAAGCUGUUAGACUAACGUGUUUUUUUUUAGGACACAGGCUUACGAUGUCUGAAAUUAAUUCUUGAUAUAAUGUCAGCAAGCAUCCUGAGCAGCAAAAUUUAUUGCAUUCACAUGUGACAUUCAGGGCAGAGAUGACUUUUACCUAAAGGAAAACGUAGUGGGGCUAGAGGUUUGCUGACUGCUUGCAGCCAGUCAACUAGGUGUGUAUUGUCCUACAACACACAAAUAUUGUGACUUCCAUCGGUUUAGAAUUUUAAAGCUGCAUUGCUGUAUACAUUUUGUCUAUUGAUCUCAAAUGAACUUUAUCUGUGUGACAGUUAUUUCUGAUGACUGAUUUUUCCUGUAAGUAUUAAAUCCAGCCUCGUGUCCUUCUCUCCUCUCUGAGCUGUAUGAAAUUUUAUUUUCGUUGAGAAGAGAGGUAUGGGGAUGAGUAUUGCCUUCUAAAUUAUUUGCAGAAGUUGGGUCUCUUCAGUAGAUUGGACUGUAAACACAGCACCAUGCAAAACAUAUGCACAAUUUCAGCAACCCGAGAAGUACAUCUGCCACGUAUUUCGGGCAUGCAGAUCCAACACUGCAGUUUCAAAAAAAGCUGUUUUUGAUGAGAGGGCGCCAAAAAGACUGAAACUGCUUUGAUCCCAAGGUCCCCUGCCGUGGUGGGUUUUUUUAUUGCCCCUUCAAGAUGAUGGCAGAGGGUCACCUGUACCAUAUUGAAUAGAUGGCUUAAAGAAAGGAUUGCCAGGGCUCUGAAUUUUAAUGCUGUAACAUGUCCUCUUUCGAGUGGUUCCAGUUCUUUAGAUCUGACCUAUUCUUGAGAUGAAUUAAACUGUUUAUAAUAGCUAAAUUAAAAUCGCAGGUAAGUAUUUAAGUGCUGCCUUUUACCAUCUGAGAAAUGGCUUGAAGUCUGAUCUUUAUUGAAAGUUGAAGACACUUGGACUCAUUCUCAUUUGUCCAUCUUUUUUGAAGUGUAACCUGAAAUGAGGCUAAUUGACUUCUUUCUUCAGUUUCUGCUAAAUGUGUGAGUUGUCUCCAAUAGUACCAGAGAAAUGGCUAUUGUCAGAAGAUGAAAAAUAUCACUGUUCAGCAGGCAACAUUAUGGUGUAAGUUGAGUAAUAUUGGGGGCAGUGGAAAAGGAUUUUUGUUUUUUUUGUUACCUCUUUUUGUUCCUCAUUUCCCCACUACCGCUUUGAGAUAUCAGACUGGUCAGGCUCUUGCUCGGCUUCAUGCCAAUUCCUCGUUAUAAACAUUAACUAUUAGGAGAAUGAUUUACCUAGACUUGUAUGGUAUACAAAACUGAGGACUAAAUGACCUAAGGGAUUAUAUACUCAUGAUCUGCAUUAAUUAUAUUGCACCUAUAUUUUGUGCUCUUAUUUAUAAAUACGUUCAUGGGGUGCUAAUCCAUUUUGAGAUAGACCUUUGCUAGUAUCAGCUCUUGAUGAUAUCAGUGGCUGUGUUGACACUUGGCACCAGUAGUGCUUUGUUUUGGGAGUUGUUACCAGGUGUUCAGUAUUGGAUAAAUGUUAUAAAUUGCAGUUAUACCUGAUGCUGCUUCUGAUCUGAUCGAAUCCAAUCUGUACCCCUCCGGUUUUUGAAGAGUUUGAUUUUUGCGGUUUUUUGAGUAGCACAGUAAAGGAGACCAAGGAAUGUUCGAGUCCUCUUGUCUGCUGAGUUAGAUGAUCUCUCUACUGCAGUGAGGUGUGUCCAUUUACACUCCUGGAUUACAGAGAUGGGGGAGAAAUUUGAAUUAGUAAAAAAAUUGGAGAAAGUGCAAUGCUAAGAAACUGAUCUAAUUUGGAAAAAGUAGUUUGCAUAUUUUGUCCACUCUGUUUGCAUUGUGACUCAUCACAGUUUGAGCUGAGUCUGUUAAAUUUGAUUGUUCCCAUUUUCCUGUUUUUAAAGCUCUCCUUGAAGAGAGGAUAAACUGCACUAAUGUGUUCCAUUCAGUAUUACAGCCACCCCCUCAGUGGUAGUUCUCAAAGGUAUUGUUAAUCGUAGUAACAGUUUUGAAGUAGUCAGAGUACUCUGGAUCUGUAUGCCAUUUGUUGUCUUUCUUACACUAAAAGAAUUUUGAAUUUGCAUCAUUUUGAAUUGACAAAUUGAACUUGGCUCUGUGAAAAGAUGGAAGACUUUGUGCCUCUAAAGCUCUGUUAACUUCAUGUUUUGGAAUAAAUUUCAGAUUUCUUUUAUUCAA
Stegostoma tigrinum is the source of this 3918-nucleotide messenger RNA. RefSeq names its product oxidative stress responsive serine-rich 1 (gene oser1). The transcript is spliced from 5 exons. The record is from RefSeq and is a predicted model, not a curated record. Gene Ontology annotation, biological process: cellular response to hydrogen peroxide. Bases 626 to 1528 code for a protein of 300 amino acids. Lineage: Eukaryota; Metazoa; Chordata; Chondrichthyes; Orectolobiformes; Stegostomatidae.